ACGCUUUGGGUAUAAGGUUUACGUUUGGUCACCGUGGUGACAGCUACCCAAUAGGAAUAUUUCUCACUUUUCUUUAGUUUACGUUAACUACACCUAUAUUUAUAUGUUAUUCAAGUGAUUUCUUCUUUAUUCGCUCAAUUUUGUGAUGGCAAGAACGCUUGUUUGUUUGCGAUACUUUCUCAUCGGUGGUGCUAUUGUCGUGGGUGUAUGCGGUCUCAUAGAGAGUAUUUGUGCGAGUUAUUUCAUAUAUCAACUGUAUGAAUAUUCACCCCUUACUCCCAGUAAUGUCUGCGGGGCACCGAUAACGUUGCUAGUGAUGGGGCUGAUAACGUGUACGAUAGGCUGGUGUGCCUGGCAAUUUUUAGAUUUCACCAACACCGGUCAAGUCAUAAUUUUUUCCAUAUCGCUGAUCAUUAUAACGAUCGCAAAUACAAGUGCUGGGAUUUGGACUCUUGUUAGACACGAACAGGUAGAUCUGUUACCAACUGCGGAUCUAGAACAGGUGUUCAAACAUGCCAUUUCGGAUGAUAAAUCUCUUUGGGAUCAUAUGCAUUCCAAGUUGCAUUGCUGUGGAAUAAACGGUCCAGCUGAUUAUCACGGCCAGGAUGCAAUUCCAUGGUCUUGUUGCGAUACGACGUCAGGUGCAAAUCCCAGUGAUAAUAAAGGCGUGUGUGCUACACUGUACGCAAGAGGUUGCCAACAUGUAGUAAUGAAGCGUACCAGAUCGAUUCUUCUUCAUGUUUUCUUGCUCGCAUUAUGUACAAUUUUAUUACAGGUUUGUUUCAUUACAUGCAUGAGUUGUUACGUGAAGGCUUGCCGUGAAAGGAGAGAAAGAAGAAAGGAAAUAAUAAGUGCGUCGCAAUCAUUUGCACGUGCAUCGAAAGACUUAGGAACUAAUGAUAAUCUUCUUGGACAACAGAUGAAAUAUUCCAAAGCAGCGACUGAUAUUUGACGAUCGAUACUUAAAAAUAAUCAUUAUAUACUAAUUUAUAACGA
Messenger RNA from Osmia lignaria (orchard mason bee), 996 nucleotides. Its product is annotated as leukocyte surface antigen CD53. The record is from RefSeq and is a predicted model, not a curated record. Lineage: Eukaryota; Metazoa; Arthropoda; Insecta; Hymenoptera; Megachilidae. Gene Ontology annotation, cellular component: membrane.